UAUAAAAGAAACGCGAAAUUCAUUUCAUCAUUCCAAUUCACAGUUCUAUUUACACAACCAAUUGCAGAAAAGGUAGGUACAAGACUAUCUUUGGCCGUGUUUUAGGUCUUUAACGUCACUGUUGUGUCUUUGCACCACGCAAAACUCUUUUAAUUAUCUUAAUCCCACACUAUAUGCGACUUUUAUUUAGAAUGAAGCUUUAUAUAGUUCUUGCAUUGAUUGGCAUUUGCGCUUUUGCGCUUGCUGAAGAAGUAGAACAGGAUAGCACAAACGAAUCCACUGAUCUUGAAGAUCCUACUUACUACAGAAGAUGUGGACCAUACAAGCGCUAUAGCUCUGCAACACACUAUUGCUACCGAAACAAACUUUACAGCAGAAAAUAUUAUCGAUAUUGCGGAAAAUACAUCUACAACAUCAGAAGUCACUUCUGUUUCCGUAGACGUGUCUAUGCAAAGAGGCAUUUCCUUAUCUGUGGCUACCGCGUUUGUAACAGACGUACUCAGUUUUGCUGGAAGAAAAGAUGCUACUCAAAAAGAUGGUACCGCAUAUGUGGAUAUAAAGUCUGCAACAAACAUACUCAAUUCUGUUGGAGACGUAAAUGCUACGCCAAGAGAUGGUAUAGAAUCUGUGGAUAUGGGGUUUGCAAUAAACACACUCAAUUCUGUUGGAGACGUAAAUGCUACUCGAAGAGAUGGUACAGAAUCUGUGGAUAUGGUGUUUGCAACAAACACACUCAAUUCUGUUGGAGACGUCGAUGCUAUUCGAAGAGAUGGUACAGAAUCUGUGGAUAUGGUGUUUGUCACAAGCGAACACAUUUUUGUCACCGUCGCCGAUGUUACAGCAAGAAAUUGUACGGCUAUUGCGGUAAAUCCAUCUACCGAAAAAGUAGCUACCGAUGUUCCUACAACAAACUUCAACCAUACAAGCCAUACUAAAUGAAAUGCUGUAAAUUUUAUUAGGUGUUGGUUAAAUAUAUAAA
Hydractinia symbiolongicarpus is the source of this 979-nucleotide messenger RNA. RefSeq lists its product as uncharacterized. The record is from RefSeq and is a predicted model, not a curated record. NCBI's taxonomy places the organism in Eukaryota, Metazoa, Cnidaria, Hydrozoa, Anthoathecata, Hydractiniidae. Bases 448 to 939 code for a protein of 163 amino acids. The transcript has 2 exons.